Bufo gargarizans (Asiatic toad) is the source of this 957-nucleotide messenger RNA. RefSeq names its product olfactory receptor 52D1-like. Gene Ontology annotation, cellular component: membrane. The transcript has a single exon. Gene Ontology annotation, molecular function: olfactory receptor activity; G protein-coupled receptor activity. The coding region runs from base 1 to 957 and encodes 318 amino acids. Lineage: Eukaryota; Metazoa; Chordata; Amphibia; Anura; Bufonidae. Gene Ontology annotation, biological process: G protein-coupled receptor signaling pathway. The record is from RefSeq and is a predicted model, not a curated record.
AUGGAACUGUCAAACAUGAGCACUUUUCAUCCGGACUACUUCUUUCUCAUUGGAAUCCCUGGCCUGGAGGAAUCUCAUCUCCUGCUCUCCAUCCCAUUCUCUAUCAUGUAUGUCAUGUCUCUUCUUGGAAACUCUACCUUGAUUUUGGUGAUUGGAACAAACAAGACUCUCCAGCAGCCCAUGUACGUAUUCCUGAUGAUGUUGGCCGCCUGUGACAUCCUCCUGAGCUCCACCACCGUACCCAAGACUCUCAGCAUCUUCUGGUUUAACUCUCACACAAUCUCCUUUAAUGGUUGUCUUGUCCAAACCUUCUCCAUUCAUUUCAACUUUGUAAUGGAAUCUGCAAUCUUAGUGAUCAUGGCCUAUGAUCGAUUCUAUGCCAUUUGCCGCCCUUUAACUUACACAUCAACCCUUACCACAUCCUUCAUAAAGAAGGUCAUUGCUGUUGCCCUUUGUAGAAAUGUUUGUUUUAUUACACCAUUUGUUUUCCUACUUUACAGAUUACCGUAUGAAGGCAGCAUUGUAAUAGAGCACACGUAUUGUGAGGACAUGUCCAUGGCCAGGCUGGCUACUGCCGAUAAACUAGUCAAUGUUGUGUAUGGACUUGUCAUAGCAGGUUGUUCUUCUGGUAUAGAUUUAAUCCUCAUAAUAAUUUCAUAUAUUGUGAUUAUCAGGGCAGUUCUAAGACUCCGAUCCUCAGAAGCUCGUCUCAAAGCCUUCAAUACAUGUGUGUCUCAUGUCUGUGUCAUCAUCCUCUUCUACACUCCGGCCUUCUUUUCAUUCAUUGCCCAUAGAGUUGGCUAUAAAUACGUUACUCUUCAGGUUCACAUCCUGGUGGCCAAUCUCUAUGUCCUUUUCCCACCAAUGAUGAACCCAAUCAUCUACGGAGUGAGGACAAGGGAGAUCAGAUAUCAGGUGAUGUCAAUGCUUCGUAGAGAAUUUACUAGAUAUCAAUAA